AUGCGGCUCCUCCUCCUCCUCAUCUCGUACUCGCUCGCGGCAGCAUUGCCCCUCGUCACCCUGGUCUCUGCGACCCCCAUAUACUGCUCCGACAUAAAACGAGACCUCAUCCUCAAGGGGGAUCUGCCCCCCGAGGCUUGCUGUAGCUACGGGAAGUGUUCCAAGGGCGUCGUCGUUCAGAGCGGCUAG
Phialemonium atrogriseum is the source of this 189-nucleotide messenger RNA. RefSeq lists its product as uncharacterized. NCBI's taxonomy places the organism in Eukaryota, Fungi, Ascomycota, Sordariomycetes, Cephalothecales, Cephalothecaceae. The transcript has 2 exons. The record is from RefSeq and is a predicted model, not a curated record. The coding region runs from base 1 to 189 and encodes 62 amino acids.